Dentiscutata erythropus is the source of this 444-nucleotide messenger RNA. The record is from the annotation of a GenBank genome assembly. NCBI's taxonomy places the organism in Eukaryota, Fungi, Glomeromycota, Glomeromycetes, Diversisporales, Gigasporaceae.
GCAAAAAUUUAGAAAACCAAAGCAUCCAGGAAUCUGAUAGUCAAACAGUAACCACUACAGAUACAGUCUUCUCUGAAGCUAAAAACGCAGAAACCAGUUGGGCUGCACAAAUAGAGGAGAUAGAAGAAGCAAAACUAAAGAACGUGGAGGCAGAGACUUCCCAAGUGCCUCAAAGAACACGUAAAACCACAGCCAACUCAAAAACAAACCACGUUCAAACAAAUAACAAAACAAACGCGUACCAAACAACAAAUGGAACAAAACAACCCAACACCACUGAGGUCGACCACCAAAAACAAACUGAGACACGUAGUGUAAAUACGAAAGCAACAACAUCAAAGUCCAACGAAACCGCAAGCCCAGACACAGAACACGUGUCUGAUGAAAACGACCAAUCAGCAAACAGUACUUCUCCAAGUCACGAGAAGACUCCUGAAUUUACCA